Polyodon spathula (Mississippi paddlefish) is the source of this 8903-nucleotide messenger RNA. It is a transcript of the gene sptbn2, whose product is annotated as spectrin beta chain, non-erythrocytic 1. The transcript is spliced from 36 exons. The record is from RefSeq and is a predicted model, not a curated record. Bases 16 to 7047 code for a protein of 2343 amino acids. Gene Ontology annotation, biological process: actin cytoskeleton organization. Gene Ontology annotation, molecular function: structural constituent of cytoskeleton; phospholipid binding; actin filament binding. Gene Ontology annotation, cellular component: spectrin; cell projection; cortical actin cytoskeleton. NCBI's taxonomy places the organism in Eukaryota, Metazoa, Chordata, Actinopteri, Acipenseriformes, Polyodontidae.
GUUAUACUAAUAAAUAUGCAAAUUGUGUUUUAUUUUUUUUAUUCAGAUGAACGCGAGGCUGUCCAGAAGAAGACUUUUAACAAAUGGGUGAAUUCUCACCUGGCCAGAGUAAGCUGUCGAAUAAGUGACCUCUACACUGACCUGCGCGAUGGACGCAUGCUGAUCCGUUUGCUGGAGGUGCUGUCUGGAGAGCAGCUGCCCAAGCCCACGAAGGGUCGCAUGCGAAUCCACUGCCUGGAGAAUGUCGACAAGGCCCUGCAGUUUCUGAAGGAGCAGAAAGUUCACCUGGAGAACAUGGGGUCACAUGACAUCGUCGACGGCAACCACAGGCUCACGCUGGGCCUAAUCUGGACCAUCAUCCUCCGUUUCCAGAUUCAGGACAUCAGUGUGGAGACAGAAGACAACAAGGAGAGGAAAUCUGCCAAGGAUGCCCUACUGCUGUGGUGUCAAAUGAAGACUGCGGGCUAUCCUAACGUGAAUGUGCACAACUUCACAACCAGCUGGCGAGACGGCCUGGCGUUCAGCGCGAUCGUUCACAAGCACAGGUCAGACCUGAUUGAGUUUGACACUCUGAAGAGGUCCAAUGCUCACUAUAACCUCCAGAACGCUUUCAAUGUGGCUGAGAAGGAGCUGGGCCUGACCAAACUGCUGGACCCAGAGGAUGUCAAUGUGGACCAGCCGGACGAGAAGUCUAUUAUCACCUAUGUUGCCACCUACUAUCACUACUUCUCUAAGAUGAAGGCCCUAGCUGUGGAAGGCAAGAGAAUUGGAAAGGUGCUGGACUACGUCCUGGAGUCUGAUAAGCUGAUCGAGAAGUACGAGACCCUGGCUUCAGACCUGCUGCAGUGGAUUGAACACACCAUCAUCACUCUCAAUGACAGACAGCUGGCCAACUCGCUGAGCGGAGUACAGAACCAGCUGCAGGCUUUCAACACCUACAGGACUGUGGAGAAACCGCCCAAGUUCACGGAGAAGGGCAACCUGGAGGUGCUUCUCUUCACCAUUCAGAGUAAAAUGAGAGCCAACAACCAGAAGGUGUACAUCCCGCGCGAGGGCAAGCUCAUCUCUGACAUCAACAAGGGCUGGGAGCGCCUGGAGAAAGCCGAGCACGAGAGGGAGCUGGCUCUUCGUAACGAGCUGAUUCGUCAGGAGAAGCUGGAACAGCUGGCUGCUCGAUUCGAUCGCAAGGCAGCGAUGAGGGAGACGUGGCUGAGUGAGAACCAGAGGCUGGUGUCCCAGGAUAAUUUCGGCGUGGACUUGGGGGCGGUGGAGGCGGCCACGCGGAAGCACGAGGCCAUCGAGACGGAUAUCGGCGCGUACAGCGAGCGUGUGGCGGCCGUGGCAGCCGUUGCCAGGGAGCUGGAGGCGGAGCGCUACCACGACGUGCGCAGGGUGCUGGCGCGCAGAGACAACGUGCUGAGACUCUGGGAUUAUCUGAGAGAGCUGCUGGCCGCGCGCAGGGAGAGAAUGCACAGGAACCUGGACCUGCAGAGGGUCAUGCAGGAGAUGAGCUACAUCAUGGACUGGAUGGGAGACAUGAAGGCUCGUCUCCAGUCUCAGGACUGUGGGAAGCACUUGCAUGAUGUUGAAGAGCUGUUGCAGACUCACACGCUGGUGGAGGCUGAUAUCUCCGGCCAGGCGGACCGCAUCAAAGCUGUGCGCUCCGGAGCAGAGAAAUUCACCACCGAGGCAGAGGGGUACAAGCCCUGCGAUCCUCAGCUGGUGCAAGACAGGGCCACCCUGCUGGACCGUGCCUACCAGGAGUUGGGCAGGCUGGCGGGGGAGCGGCGGGGCAGGCUGGAGGAGUCGCAGCGGCUCUGGAAGUUCGUGUGGGACAUGGGGGAGAAGGAGGCCUGGAUCAGAGAGCAGGAGCAGAUCCUGUCCACCCAGGACUGUGGGAGAGACCUGACCUCCGCGCUGAGGCUUCUCAGCAAGCACGAGGCCUUCCGCCACGAGAUGGGGGGCCGGUUCGGGCCCCUGGAGCAGAGCGUGCGCGUGGGGGAGGGGCUGGUCGAGGAGGGCCACUUCGGAGCCCCACAGGUUAAAGAACGCAUCACAGAGAUCCGAGCCCAGUGGCGCCACCUCGAGGAGGUGUCCCAGCAGCGCGAGGAGCGGCUCCGGGAGGCGGUCACGCUCUACCAGUUCCAGGCCGAAGCGAACGACAUGGAGGCCUGGAUCCUGGACACCUUGAGGUUCGUGUCCAGCCCUGAGGUGGGGCACGACGAGUAUUCGACCCAGACGCUGGUCAAGAAGCAGAAAGACGUGGACGAGGAGAUCCUGAACCACAGGCCCGUCAUCGACUCGCUCCACGAGCAAGCCCUGAGCCUCCCCGCCGAGCAGGCCCGCUCCCCCCAGGUGGAGGGGCGUCUCCCUGCCAUCGAGCAGCGCUACGAGGAGCUUGUGGCCCUGGCUGCGGCCCGCCGACAAGCCCUGCAGGACGCCCUGGCACUCUACUGCAUGUUCAGCGAGGCUGGGGCCUGCCAGCUGUGGGUCGGGGAGAAGGAGCAGUGGCUCAACGCCAUGGAGAUCCCAGACAAGUUGGAAGACCUGGAGGUGGUGCAGCAGAGGUUUGAGACUCUGGAGCCCGAGAUGAACAACCUGGGCACUCGAAUUGAGGACGUGAACCAGAUCUCCCAGCAGCUGCUGGGCACGGAGCAGAGGCGCCAGGUGGAGGUGUGCAACACACAGGAACAGCUCAAUGCCAGGUGGAGAGAAUUCCAGAACCUCGCCAACCAGAAGAAACAAGCCUUGACCUCUGCUCUGAACAUCCAGAACUACCACCUGGAGUGCAACGAGAUCAAGUCCUGGAUGAGAGAGAAGACCAAGGUCAUCGAGUCCACCCAGGGGCUGGGCAACGACCUGGCCGGAGUCAUGGCCUUGCAGAGGAAGCUGACCGGCAUGGAGCGGGAUCUGGAGGCCAUCCAGGGCAAGCUGGAUGACCUGAAUCAAGAGGCCACCAAACUGGGGGAGGAACAUCCCAGCCAGAAGCCCGAGAUCCAGGCGGGGCUCGCUGACAUCCAGGAGGUGUGGGAGGACCUCAACAACACCAUGAAGGCCAGGGAGGAGAGCCUGGGAGAGGCUGGCAAGAUCCAGGGCUUCCUGAGGGAUCUGGAUGACUUCCAGUCCUGGCUGUCGCGCACCCAGACGGCCAUCGCUUCUGAGGACAACCCUACCUCGCUCGCAGAGGCUGAAAGGCUGCUCACCCAGCACCAGAACAUCAGGAACGAAGUGGACAACUACAAGGAGGACUAUCAGAAGAUGCGGGCAGUGGGGGAGGAGGUGACGCAGGGGCAGACGGACGCACAGCACAUGUUCCUGAGCCAGCGUCUCCAGGCCCUGGACACGGGCUGGAACGAGUUGAGGCAGAUGUGGGAGAACCGGCGCAAUCUGCUGGCCCAAGCCUUCGACUUCCAGACCUUCCUGAGGGACGUCAAGCAGGCCGAGGGCUUUCUCAACAACCAGGAGUACGUGCUCUCCCACACAGAGAUGCCCCCCACGCUUCAGGGAGCCGAGGCGGCCAUCAAGAAACACGAGGACUUCCUCACCACCAUGGACGCAAGCGAGGACAAGAUCAGCAGCGUGGUGGAGACGGGACGCAAGCUAAUGAGCGAGGGCAACGCCAACUCAGACAAGAUCCAGGAGAAGACCGACUCCAUCCACGAGAGACACCAGAAGAACCGUCGGGCUGCCACUGAGCUGCUGGCCAAGCUGAAGGACAACCGGGAGCUUCAGCACUUCCUCCAGGACAGCCAGGAGCUGACUCUCUGGAUCAAUGAGAAGAUGCUCACCGCUCAGGACUUGUCCUACGAUGAGGCUCGGAACCUCCACAGCAAGUGGCAAAAACACCAGGCCUUCAUGGCUGAGCUGGCGUCCAACAAAGACUGGCUGGACAAGAUUGACAAGGAGGGGAAAUCCUUGGUGUGUGAGAAGCCGGAACUCGAACCUGUGGUCACUCAGAAGCUCGCUGACCUGCAGCGUCUGUGGAAGGAGCUUGAGAACACCACCCAGACCAAGGCGCAGUGCCUCUUCGACGCCAACAGGGCGGAGCUGUUCACACAGAGCUGCUCCUCUCUGGAUUCGUGGCUGAAGAACCUGUCCGGCAAGCUGCAGAGCGAUGACUUCGGGAAGGAUCUGACCAGCGUCAAUAUCCUGCUCCAGAAACAGCAGAUGCUGGAGAAUCAGAUGGAAGUGCGUGAGAAGGAGGUAGAAGCCCUCCAAAGCCAGGCCCUGGCGCUGUCCCAGGACGACAGCAACACCGUGGAGGUGGACGCCAAGCAGAGGGGGGUCCAGGAACGCUUCCAGCUGCUGCUGGAGCCAUUGCGAGCCCGGCGCAUGAAGCUGCUCGCCUCCAAGGAGGAGCACCAGUUCAACAGAGAUCUGGAGGAUGAGAUUCUCUGGGUGAAGGAGCGCAUGCCUCUGGCCACCUCGAUGGACCACGGGAAAGAUCUGCCCUCUGUCCAGCUCCUCAUGAAGAAGAACCAGACUCUUCAGAAGGAGAUCCAGGGGCACCAGCCUCGCAUAGACGACAUCCAGGCCCACGGGCUGACAAUGAGGCGAGGGCGGGGAGAGGAGGAAGGGGGGGCGGGGCCGCUGGAGGGCAGGCUGGCGGAGCUCAGAGACAUGUGGAGCCAGCUGAUCUCGGAGGGGGAGAAGAGGCACGGCCGGCUGACCGAGGCUCACAGGGCCCAGCAGUUCUACGCAGACGCAGCCGAGGCAGAGGCGUGGAUGGGGGAGCAGGAGCUGCACAUGAUGUCUGACGAGAAGGCCAAGGACGAGCAGAGCGCCACUGCGAUGGUGAAGAGGCACCAGGGGGUGGAGCAGGCCCUGGAGGACUACGCCCAGACCAUCCACCAGCUCGCCAACGGCAGCCGGCUCAUGGUGACCGGCGAGCACCCUGAGAGCGAGCGGAUCACUAUGCGGCAGGCUCAGGUGGAUAAGCUCUAUGCUGGUCUGAAGGACCUGGCGGAGGAGCGCAGAGGGAAGCUGCAGGAGAGGCUGAGGCUGUGCCAGCUGAAGAAGGAGGUGGAUGAUCUGGAGCAGUGGAUCUCUGAGAGGGAAGUGGUGGCCGGGUCCCACGAGCUGGGCCAGGACUACGAGCAUGUCACGAUGCUGAGGGACAAGUUUCGGGAGUUUGCGCGGGAUACCAGUGCGAUCGGGCAGGAGCGCGUGGACUCGGUGAAUGCUCUGGCCGACGAGCUUAUCGACUCGGGACACCCGGAGAACGCCACGGUGGCGGAGUGGAAGGACGGGCUGAACGACGCCUGGGCUGACCUGCUGGAGCUGAUCGACACGCGCACGCAGAUGCUGUCGGCCUCCUACGAGCUGCACCGCUUCCACCAGGACGCCAAGGAGACGCUGGGCAGGAUCCAGGAGAAGAGAACCCAGCUGCCCGAAGAGCUGGGGAGAGACCUGAACACCGUGCAGCACCUGCAUCGCCAGCACACCACGUACGAGCACGACAUCCAGGCACUGAGCGGACAGGUACGGCAGGUUCACGAGGAUGCGUCCCGGCUGCAGAAGGCCUACGCUGGGGAGAAGGCGGAGGAGAUUCAGAGGCACGACCGCAGCGUGGCGGAGGCCUGGAGCGCCCUGCUCUCUGCCAGCGACGCCCGGUGCCAGCUGCUGCUGGACACGGUGGAGAAGUUCCGUUUCGUCAACAUGGUGCGAGACCUCAUGCUGUGGAUGGACGGGGUGAACCUGCAGAUCGACGCCCACGAGAACCCCAGGGACGUGUCGUCAGCGGAGCUCGUGAUCACAAACCACCAGGACAUCAAGGCUGAAAUCGAGGCUCGCGCCGACAGCUUCACAUCCAGUAUCGAGAUGGGCAGCUCGCUGCUGGCAAAGAACCACUACGCUUCAGAGGAGAUCAGAGAGAAACUGAAGCAGCUGGAUGACAAGAGGGAUGAGAUCAACAACAAGUGGCAGGAGAAGAUGGGCUGGCUGCAGAUCGUGCUGGAGGUGCUGCAGUUUGGUCGUGAUGCCUCUGUUGCCGAGUCGUGGCUAGCCAGUCAGGAGCCGAUCGUUCGUGCCGCGGAGCUCGGGGGAAACGUGGACGAGGUGGAGAGUCUGAUCAAGAGACACGAGGCCUUUGAGAAACUGGCAGCGGGCUGGGAGGAGCGGUUUGGACUGCUGGAGAAACUCACCACGCUCGAGGAGCAGGACAUGAAGCGCCGGAGAGAAGAGGAAGAGAGACUGAGGAGGCCACCCACACCCCCUCCACCAGAGCCCGAGGUGGUACAGCCCACACAGGAGGAGGCACAGGACACAUACGCUGGCACAAGUUUGGACCAGACCACCCUGGACCAGUCUGUCUCGGUGAAUGGAGUUCACAGCGACCUAGAUUCAUCGCAGCCAGUGUCAGUGACCAUGAAACCGAGGAAUAUUACACAGCCCCGAAAACCUGCUGACUCCGAGGCAGAGUCGGUGAACGGUCCAGGGAGAGAGAGGGACAGCGGCCUGGCUGCCUCCUCUGAGCCAGGGGCUCGCCUCGAACCGUCACCCACAGUAACGCUGCCCAGCAAGGUACCGGAGCCGGCAGGUGGGGAGCAGAUGGAGGGGAUGCUGUGCAGAAAACAUGAGAUGGAGUCUUUCUCCAAGAAAGCAGCGAGCAGGUCCUGGCAGAACGUGCACUGCGUGCUUCGAAAAGACAGUCUCGGUUUCUAUAAAGACAGUAAGAGCGCCGCCGCUGGCAUCCCGUACCACGGAGAGGUGCCCGUCAGCCUGACGGAGGCCGUGUGUGAGGUGGCACACGACUACAAGAAGAGGAAACACGUCUUCAAACUGCGGCUAAGCGAAGGAAAGGAGUUCCUUUUCCAGGCAAAAGAUGACCCUGAGAUGAACACUUGGAUUCGAUCAAUAGCAGCCUCAAUUUCGGGCGGGUGUGCAGCGGAGCGGUCCCCCAGCGCCCCCAAGGGGCUGAGUCGUGCCAUGACCAUGCCCCCCAUCUCCCCCAACAGCGGAGAAGCAGGCGGGGUGACGAUGAGGAACAAAGAAGGCAAGGAGCGCGACAGGGAGAAGAGGUUCAGCUUUUUUGGCAAAAAGAAAUGAGGAUUUUGUGACGCAGUUAUUCCUGGAAACUUUUCAGUUCUGUGAAGCAAGAGGACUCUGGUUUAGGGACUCCUGUGAUUUUAUUUUUGUUGUAUUUUUUUAAUUUUAUUUUUAAUCAUUUUUUUUGGUUUUGGAAAGAUUUAAAAAUAUUUAAGUCUAAUGUUAUUAAAAAAAAAAGCGACAAUAUGUGAAGCCAAAUUUAGAAAAUGCUAAACUGUAUUCUUAAUAAGACUGGUUGGUGACUAUAUGUACCCUAAUGGUUACUGGGACCGUGUUGUUAUUAACACUGGCUUCCAAAUAUAUGAAUAUAUUAGCGAGUUGGAUUUGAGAGAGAGAGAGAACCGGUUUGAGAUUUGAAAAGGUUUGACCAGAGCGAUGCAACGGGACAUGUCCGUUCUGGAGAUUUGCUCUUUUCAGUUUUGUUUUCGCUGGGUUUUAAUUUUGAUUUCACUUUUGUGUCGGGAUGCUUUUAAUAGUGUGGAGGGGGGGAAAAAGACACUAAAUAUUUGGAAAGGGGGGUUCGUGGGAGGGUUACCCCUACAUAUAUUGUGCCAAUGAGCAAAGGUGGUAAGCUGGUCUUUGUUACUGUAAGAACUAUUGCUUAUCUUAUUGCCUGGACAUUUUUUGCUGUUACAUCAAUGCUUGUCGUUUUGGUUCUUUUUUUUAAUUAUUUUUGCUUGUUUUAAAAAUGCCUCUCUGCAGACAAACAAAAUACAAAGUCAACUAACUAAUGUGAUGGUUUGAUUUUUGCUCUUUUUGAAGUUUAAAAAGAUUCAAUGACUAACAUUCUGUAGCCCAGUCUCUCUGUAUAAAUGAGGAGGAGGCGGGGCUGGCAGAGUUGAAAGGUCACGCUGUCACAUUGGAAUGAGGACGGAGUCCUGGCAGUUAGGAUUCUCCAGACAAGCCCCAAGCAGCUCUAAGCCGGUUACAGAAACGUGAUAAGAACUCAAAGCGAAUGCAGACAUCAUGUACCUAUCGGGAUUGAAAAAUAAAUACUUCUUGAAAAUACUUUUCUGAAAGCUAGUGUGGGUUUUGUUGAACGUAUAACAUUCUGAGUUUGUGAAACUUGUCUGUGAAGUAAGUGGGUGUAACUGUGUAAUAGUUCAGAAGCGGCAGAGCUGAAGAAAUCAAAACUUUUUAGAUGUUUGUAUCCAAAGUCUGGAGUGACAGUUGAAAUUGACAGUUUAAUAUUUUUUUUAAUCGCUUUGCUGUACGUGAAUCUGCAGUUUAAUUACUAGCGAAGGGAUAAAUAUUCUUUCAUUGGCGUAUUCUCUCAGUACCUGGUAGCUAUUUAAGGGGGCACACACUACUCUGUACAGCAUGGCGUGUUCUUUAUUCCAGACAGCGCUGGUGCAGUUCCAUUGCAUCUGUUUUCGAUACAAUAUACUUCAAGCAGUUUAAGUCUUUGAAAGACUUCAGGGCUCUCAAUGCAGGUUUUACAUUCUGUAUGAGCCUUAUUACUGUUCAGAGCAUGUACUGACAUUGAACUGAGUCAAUAGCGAUGCAGUGAACAGUUCUUGCUCAAUAAAGGUACAGUAAAGGCAAGUUCUAGUUCUACAGCCUUUGAGCCAGUCUGCCACCUAUGUUUGGGGUUGCUGAUGUGUAUUUCUCAUGGUGGUAUGGGUAACUGUCUUUACUAUAGCUACAUGUAUAAGAUACCGAACCACAAUACUGUGCGAGGCUCUCCGGAUUACCUUUAGGGCCAAAAAACGGAAUCUCUGUUUCAUUCUUGCCAGUUUUUGUUUUUGCUAAACACUGACGUCGGUUUAUUUAACCUUGCAAAAAUAUACAGAGACGAUGCCUGUCUGUGAGCUUUGAAGCAGAAUAAUAAAAGUAUUUUCACUUUUAAUAAACCA